AUGUACGGGGGGGGAGGAUAUGGCACACAUGGGGGAGGGGGUGGUGAGGUGUACGGGGCAGCGGGGUAUGGGACUGGGGUUUAUGGGGAAGGGGGUUAUGGGGCGAAUGGAUAUGGGGAUGGGGGAAAUGGGGCAUGGGGAUAUGGGGAAGGUAGAUAUGGUGAAGGGAAAUAUGGGGCAGGGGUGUAUGAGGCAGGGGGUUAUGGCGGUGUUGUGAGGGUAGAGGACGGGAUGGGAGGCAACAGGGUGGCAGAGCCGGGAGCGGCAGGGGCAGGGGCAGGCGUGGCAGUGGAGGGCGUGAUGACGACGGGGCUGACGACAGCGGGGUUCAAGGUGCGGCGGCGGGGGCGGCCUGUGGUGCACGGCAGGGCGUCGGGGUACGAUGAUGACGAGGCGUGGAACCCUGGGGGCGACCGCAGUGGUGCGGCGGGGUGGGGGGCUGAGGAGAGAGCGAGCGUGAAGGGAGGGGACGGGAGUGUGGGGGCGGGGGAAGCAGGGAGUGAGGAAGGGGAGGAGGAAGGGGACGGAGGGGAUGGAGGGAGUGGGGAAUCGGAGGAAGAGGGGAGUGUGGGUUCAGGAGAAGGAGAGGAUGAGGAGGGAAGGAAAGGGGAGGAGGGAAGCAGAGGGGGCAGCGAUGGUGGAUCAGAGGGGGAGGCGAGGGAGGGCGAGGGUGCAGGGGAGGCACGGCAGGAGCAGCGACAGGGGGGAGGGGGAGGGGAGAGGCGGAGCAGCGGAGAGGAAGGGCAGGGGCAGCAGGGCGUGUUCGCGGGAGUUGGGAGGUGCCGAGGGGAGGAGGCGGCGGGUGGGCAAGGCAGGGUGGUGGGCGGUGCAGUGGCAGCUGUGGCGGCUGCAGCCUCGGCGCUGGGUGCUGCUGCAGGGUGGCCUGGCAGUGCUGGCACUGCUGCUGCUCGCUGCCACUCUCGCCUCCCUCGCUGCAUUGUGGACGCAGGGAGGGCUGGAUGGGGGAGAUGCGGAGCAAGGAGAGGGGGAGGGGGGAGUGAGACUGCUGGGGGAGGGAAGGACGUGGGGAGGGGCCAGGAGAGGCGAGCAAGGGGUAGCAUUGAUGCCAGGGAGACGCAGGUCGGGGAGGGGGAGGGGCGAGAGAGGAAAGGGUUUGCCUCGAGUGGCACUUGGAAGGGCGGGGGAGGUGCGUGCGGUGGGGCGGCGAGGCACGGACGAAGGGCAGCAGGAGGGGCGGGGCCGCAGUGGUACGUGGCGGUGCACAUCACCCACGCCAUGCAGACGUGGCCUCGCCUCGACUUCUCCCUCUCCGACGCAUUUCAGGUGUGCCUCCUGCCCAUCAGGUGUGCCUCCUGCCCAUCAGGUGUGCCUCCUGCCCAUCAGGUGUGCCUCCUGCCCAUCAGGUGUGCCUCCUGCCCAUCAGGUGUGCCUCCUGCCCAUCAGGUGUGCCUCCUGCCCAUCAGGUGUGCCUCCUGCCCAUCAGGUGUGCCUUCUGCCCAUCAGUGGCUGGAGUUUGCGCGGUACAGCGGCGUGGCGCACGUGUUUUGGUACGACAUGGCGGACGACCCCCGCGACCGCAUGGAGGCGGCGUUGGAGGGGUACAAGCGGGACGGCUUCCUCACGUACCACCACUUCCCCUCGCUAGCUCCUUCCCUGCCCGCCCACCACGGGGCCACCCCCCACGACCAGGCGCUGCACCACUGCCUCACCCAUCACGGCAGCUCAGCCGUGUGGCUGCUGCCACUCACCCCGGUGGACUACCUCACUGUGCCGCCUGACAUCAAGCCGGGCUUCACCGACCGCUUCCUGCGUGCCUACGAGGCCCGCCGCCCGUCUGCGUCCCAGCUGCUGCUGCAGACCUUCCUCUUCCUCGGCUCCCCCCAGAACUCCUCUGCUCUCCUAAUCCAGCGCUACCAGCGCCGCACCAACCACUCCGAUGGCGUGUCCCUCAAACCUCAGGCUCAGGUCGUGCCUGUGGUUCGGCCGAACCUGGUGGCCCGGGUGCUGUGGCACAACCCGAGCCACCUGCUCAUGACAGGUGGCAGCACCAUGGCGCUGCCAGCUGGCGCCAUGCGGGUGAACCGAUUCGCGAGUGCGCUGCAGCAGAUGCCAGGCACAGGUGAGAGGGGAUGGGUGGUGUGGGUGCAUGCAGAGGUGAGAGGGGAUGGGUGGUGUGGGUGCAUGCGCAGGUGA
Closterium sp. Yama58-4 is the source of this 2154-nucleotide messenger RNA. The record is from the annotation of a GenBank genome assembly. Lineage: Eukaryota; Viridiplantae; Streptophyta; Zygnematophyceae; Desmidiales; Closteriaceae.